AUCAAGAAAAGUAUGUUCUCAUUGACGAAAAAGGAGGAUCAACGGUCUCAUGUAUUGAUGCCGGUCUUCCUUAGUGCCUGUGCGAUUCCAGUAUCUAUGCUAUUUUGGACUGUAAACGUAGUCUAUUCAACCUUUCAUAAAGACACAGAUAAUCACUUCGAAGAGCACUUAGUGAUAUCACCAUGGAGGUGGUUGUCUGCUGUUGUUAUUCCCCUUUUGAUGGCGUUUUGGGGUUUGAAAAAGAAAAGCCUGGAUAUCACUGGUGUUAUUCUCGGAUUAUUCAUGGGUUUUAGUCUGACACUUACAAGUUUUGCUCAUCUGGCUUGUCUCUUCACAUUCUUUGUUUCCUCUUCCAAGGCAACAAAAUUUCGUUCUCACAAAAAGAGAAAACUUGAGGCAGACUUUAAAGAGGGUGGGCAAAGAAACUGGAUUCAAGUCUUGUGCAAUGGUGGUAUGGCAACACAGUUGGCAAUUUUGUACCUAUUGGAUGUUGGUUGUGGCGAACGACCUAUAGAUUUUGAUAAGAAUUACAGAAGUUCCUGGUUAUCAAUUGGAAUUUUAGGAGCUUUUGCAUGUUGCAAUGGUGAUACUUGGGCUUCGGAAAUUGGAACCGUUGUUGGUAGUCAUGAUCCUUUCUUAAUUACAUCAAGGAAAAGAGUACCAAGAGGAACAAAUGGUGGUAUAUCGUGGGUAGGUCUUUUGGUCUCCGCGCUCGGUGGUUUGUUGGUGGGUUUGUUUCAUUACUUAACCAUACUAUAUACUGUAGACACGGCUAUACUUCAAUUAGCUGCACCACAGUGGCCUGUUAUUAUUGUUGGAGGUAUUGGAGGUCUUCUUGGUAGCAUCAUAGAUUCUAUUUUAGGGGCUACGUUACAAUAUUCAGGAAUUAAUGAGAAUGGAAUGGUGGUGGAACGUCCUGGGAAAGGAGUGAAAUAUAUUUGUGGUAGACAGAUUUUAGAUAAUCACAGUGUCAAUCUUUUAUCAAGCGUUGCUGUCGCGCUCACUUUACCAAGGAUAGCGAACCUAAUUUGGUCUUUGUAAUAUACAUUUCAC
Molecule: messenger RNA, 1053 nt
Organism: Dufourea novaeangliae
Lineage: Eukaryota; Metazoa; Arthropoda; Insecta; Hymenoptera; Halictidae
Product: transmembrane protein 19
Exons: 6
Coding region: 13-1041 (342 amino acids)
Cellular component (GO): membrane
Source: RefSeq, a predicted model, not a curated record